Messenger RNA from Lytechinus variegatus (green sea urchin), 1591 nucleotides. Its product is annotated as very-long-chain enoyl-CoA reductase-like. Gene Ontology annotation, molecular function: oxidoreductase activity, acting on the CH-CH group of donors. The transcript is spliced from 11 exons. The record is from RefSeq and is a predicted model, not a curated record. Gene Ontology annotation, biological process: very long-chain fatty acid biosynthetic process. Bases 76 to 987 code for a protein of 303 amino acids. Lineage: Eukaryota; Metazoa; Echinodermata; Echinoidea; Temnopleuroida; Toxopneustidae.
CCCUGUUAGCUUACCAUAGUUGUUAUCGUGGGGUUUUGCAACAAAGUUGGACGGAGGACGAAAACGACUAAGAAAAUGGAUGUCAAGGUCAUUAAUGCUAAAUCUGGCAAGGAGUUGCUGACCCUCCAUAAUCUUAACAAAGGAGUGACCAUUGAUGAUGUCAAGGAGGGUUUCUAUCAGAAGAAUAGGAAGUUUUACCCUGAUAGACAGUCAUUCAGGACAGAGCCAAAGGGUAAAUCUUUGAAGGGAGAUGCAACUUUAGGAUCCCUGGGUAUCACUCAUGGUGAUAGUCUUUACUUCAAGGAUCUAGGCCCUCAGGUUGGAUGGACUACGGUGUUUCUGACGGAAUAUUCAGGUCCUCUCUUUGUCUAUCUCCUGUUUUACUUGAGACCUUCAAUCAUCUAUGGAUCUGAUGCAUCACAGCCUCGUACUCUUGUGGCAAACCUUGCUAUGGGAUGUUGGACCCUUCACUACGCCAAGAGACUUCUUGAGACGGUCUUUGUUCAUCGCUUCUCUCACGCCACUAUGCCUAUCACCAAUAUUUUCAAGAAUUCUAUAUACUACUGGGGUUUUGCAGCCUUUGUUGCUUACUUCAUGAACCACCCAUUGUACACACCACCUACUUUUGGAGAUGGUCAAGUCUACUUUGGGCUCUUUAUGUUCUUGCUAUGCGAAUAUGGCAACUUCUGCAUCCACAUUGCCCUGCGUGACCUUCGACCCCCUGGCACCAGGGAACGACGUAUCCCGUACCCAACUGGUAACCCGAUGACCCAGAUGUUCCGGUUCGUCAGCUGUCCUAACUACACCUACGAGACACUAGCAUGGAUCAGUUUUGCUAUCAUGACACAGUGUCUACCAGUACUUCUAUUCUGCCUGGCUGGGUUUGGUCAGAUGGCUAUCUGGGCUGGUGGAAAGCAUCGUAACUACAAGAAAGAAUUCAAGGAAUAUCCAAGGGGACGGAAAACCAUUCUUCCAUUCCUUCUCUAAGCUCCUCCCCCUCUCCCAUUACCCCCUUCUUUCUCUCAAAUACCAUUUUGAAUCAUUCAAAUUAUCAAUGACUGUGUUGAGUUUCAGGUACUACACUGUAUACAUAAUUUGAGAUCUUUUUUCGAAUGUGUCAGGCAUGUUGGGUUGUUUGGGUUUUUUUUACUGAUUUAAUGACAAAGAUCAAUGCCAGAUUGAAAAAAAAUUAUUAUUUCAAUCAAAUUGAAUGAUCAAGUUUAUAGUUUGCCUUUGAAAAUUGUUUUUCAUGGGAGAUUUGCUUUCUGAAUUGAUGAAAAUCAGUAUUGCAAGAAAUGUAAAACAGACCUUCAUGUAUGGGUGUUAGAUAAUUUUGAUAUAACUCAUUUUCAAGAAAAUAGUUGUCAUGAUAAAAUCUAAUUUUGAUUGAGAAAUUGCAGGAAAGAUUUAAAUGGCAUUCCAUUUUGCAGAUGAAAUUAAUUUAUCAUUUAUGUCUUCUCCAUGAUAGAUAAUUAUGUAAUAUGGAAGUAAUUUUGAAUCAUUUUCAGUACAAAACCAAAUCAUUUUUGCUGUUGAAAGGAUUAAUAUGAAAAGCAUGUAGUAUUACCAGGAAGUAUUAAAACAGUUUUUU